Messenger RNA from Amphimedon queenslandica, 628 nucleotides. Its product is annotated as sulfotransferase 1C4-like. Gene Ontology annotation, molecular function: sulfotransferase activity. The transcript has 3 exons. The coding region runs from base 83 to 628 and encodes 181 amino acids. NCBI's taxonomy places the organism in Eukaryota, Metazoa, Porifera, Demospongiae, Haplosclerida, Niphatidae. The record is from RefSeq and is a predicted model, not a curated record.
AUUUCAAACACCAGCCCUGCCCACAUUUUCUAUCUAAUUGUAUUUUUUCAUUUUCGCCCCUGUAAGAGCUUUUUAAAAAAAAAUGUCUACCCCAAACAGCGACGUAUUGUUGGAUGGAGAUCACUUCGUGAAUGGUAUACUGUAUCCUGACCCAGUGCUGAGGGAAGAGGAGUACAAGAAGGUGCUGGACUUCCCUCUCCAGUCUGAUGACACCUUUGUCACCAGCUACCCUAAAUCAGGGACAGUUUGGACCAUUAGUCAAGUGAAACUAAUCAAAGAGAAGGUCCAAGAGCUCUCUGGCUCUAUCUCUGGUGACACAGUCCCACUGUCAAAGAUGCAUUUGGCCGAUUCUGUCUCCUGGCUGGAAGAAGAUGGAAAGGAGUUUGGAAUGGCUCUUCCCUACCCUCGUACUUUAGCAUGUCACAUGCCUUACCACAUGCUGCCUGGAGGGGAGCCUCAUAAAUCGCCAGCCAAGUACAUUUACGUCAUGAGGAAUCCUAAAGAUGUCUCCAUCUCCUUCCAUCAUUAUUUCUAUGUCCUCGUGGAGAGGAAGCACGAGAUAAAAUUUGACGAUUAUUUUGAGAUGUUUAUGCUAGCAAUAUUCUCAUUGUCAGAUUUGAAGAGAUGA